Molecule: messenger RNA, 3935 nt
Organism: Mugil cephalus (flathead mullet)
Lineage: Eukaryota; Metazoa; Chordata; Actinopteri; Mugiliformes; Mugilidae
Gene: sst3b
Product: somatostatin receptor type 5
Exons: 3
Coding region: 103-1551 (482 amino acids)
Biological process (GO): neuropeptide signaling pathway
Cellular component (GO): neuron projection; membrane
Molecular function (GO): somatostatin receptor activity; neuropeptide binding
Source: RefSeq, a predicted model, not a curated record
GUCGAAUUACGCAGCUCCAGAAAAACAUGGACGGAGGGUUGUUGAGUUGUCACUGAUGGGAUCCCAAAAAGUUCUGUUGCGGCACAUUCCUUAGCGACCUCCAUGGAGCUCAUCCAGGCCACCCAGGUUUCUUUGGUGCCCCAGGAAAGCCUAACAUGGAGCAACACCUCUGCAGCACCCUAUUCCCAUUCCCUGCUCUGCUCCGCUCCCUCUGAACCGCUCCUCGGCCUCAACACGGGUCUCCUCUUCAACAGCACCUGCCAAAACGGCACCAAAAGUAAACCCGAAUCCCUCGCUGGUUUGGCCGGAAUCUUCAUCCCUCUCAUUUAUGGGAUAGUGUGCGUCGUGGGCUUGGUGGGAAACACCCUGGUCAUCCACGUGAUCGUGAACUACACCAAGAAUGAGUCAGUCACGAACAUCUACAUACUCAAUCUAGCCAUUGCGGAUGAGCUCUUCAUGCUGGGCCUGCCCUUCCUGGCGGUGCAGAACGCUCUGCUGUCGUGGCCCUUCGGCUCUCUAAUGUGCCGCGUGGUCAUGACAGUAGACGCCAUAAACCAGUUCACCAGCAUCUUCUGUCUGACUGUGAUGUCAGUGGACCGCUACCUGGCUGUGGUGCACCCCAUCCGCUCCUCCUGGUGGCGGCGUCCUCGGGUGGCCAAGGCUAUCAGUGCCACGGUCUGGGCGGGGUCCUUUGUGGUGGUGUUGCCGGUGGUGGUGUUUGCCGACGUGCUGAAGGACGAUGGGAACUGCAGCAUCGUGUGGCCCGAACCGGAAGAAGUGUGGAAGACUUCCUUCAUUGUGUACACAUGCACCGUUGGCUUCUUUUGUCCCUUGCUGGUCAUCUGCUUGUGCUACCUGCUGAUCGUGAUCAAGGUGCGAAGUGUUGGAAAACGGGCCCAGGCCACAUCCUCUAGACGCAGGAAGUCAGAGCGUAAAGUCACCAGGAUGGUGGUUGUUGUCGUGGCGGUCUUUGUCUUCUGCUGGCUGCCCUUCUACGUCCUCAACAUCCUCAACCUACUCGUGGUCCUGCCUGGAGACUUCAGGGGGCUCUACUUUUUCGUGGUCGCGCUUUCGUACGCCAACAGCUGCGCCAACCCCAUACUGUACGGAUUUCUGUCCGACAACUUCAAGAGGGGCUUCCGGAAGGCCCUGUGCCGCACCUCCCGCAGGGUGAACAACAACGACAGGGCCGGCACGGAGUUGCAGCGGCCCACGGAAGAGUGGGGCGGCAUCGUGCUCCAGCCACAGGGGAAUGAUCGAGUGGCUAAGGCGCACAGAAAAGAAAAUGGCCACCAAAGUGAAGAAGAGGAGGGAAUCAAUGGAACGGACGGGGGCGUGCAGAUGAAAGAAAUGUGCAAAAUGUCACAAAAUGGAAACCAAAACGGAGUAAAAGAGGGCUCAAGGACUGUGCAGAGGGGAAAGUCUGAGCUUGGCUCGGGGUUCGACCCUGCUGAGGGAGUGUCCUCCGUGGCCUGCAGAAGUAGACCAAGCAGGACACAAACUGAAGAAAUCCAGGAUAAAAACUCUGUGCUGGACAUCAGCUAUCUGUAACAUAUGUUGGCAUGUUCUGAGUGUAUUUUCGUACCCGUGAUUUAUGUGUGUGUCGUGAGUAUUUUAAUGUGGAUUGUGCCAAAAUCAAUGCAAAGUGUGUGGUGUGAGUGUACUUCAACUUUAACAAAAGCAGGAACACAUGUACCGAGCUGGAUUGGAAACCAAAGGAAACCUGAAGGACGAAGAGACCUUAUACCUAAGUGUGCUUUCAACCCCAUACCUACUUCUGACUUGGAGUAAUUCAUACAUGUGUUCAAGGUUACAUUAAACCUCGGUUCAAAUCCUGUUCUUAUGCUAAUUGAGACAAAGAAAUCGACUCUGUUGAAAAGGGAGUUUGACAUCGGUCAGAAUUUUGCAGAAAAUGUGAUUUCAGGAAAGUUAUGUAACCAAAAAUGAGUUGUCGUUAUGUUCUGUGGUUCGUGUACCAGUAGCUGGGUUCACAUGGGUCUAUUUUCUCAUUCUGAUCGAAGGUUUCAGGUCGGCUGUUUACAUGUGAGGUGGUCUAUUCUGAUCUGAUGUUUACAUGAACCACUACUUUUAAUGAGAGCGGCCGUUUUACAGACGUGUGACAUGCGCAGAUCGAUGAAAACAUCCCGUGACUGAUCAAAGAUGGAGGCCUCUCAUCCAAUCAGCAGUAGUUGCUAUAGUUCUUACACUUUUAUUAUUGAUUUGGAAAGUUCGUGGGCUCGUAUCCGCUUUAGUUAUUGUGUUGUUUAGCCUCAUGGCAGCUGGUCUUCAAGUUUUUCCAGCGGUUCCGUAAUUGUCCCAAGCUCCAAUCUGUCCCGGUUUCAAUUCAAUUUUGACGGAACUUUUUAAACAGUUCAGUAUUUUUAUUUUUUCUGCCGUCUAAGGGUGCAACAACGUUUAGUUCAGUCAGAGUUGUUAUAGAAACAAUCUCUCUGCGGCACAACUGGAAUGAAGUCAGGCUGAUUUCAUUCAGAUUCACCGUUUACAUGUCUGGUUUGGGAAAAGGAGUAUUCUACCCCCGUGAAACUGAAUGAAACUGAGGCGUUUAUAUGGAGCCUUUCAUUUAGUUUUGGCUCCUAAACCAACUGUGAUCAGAAUACACGGCUCCAUGCAAACAAAGCUGACGUUCUGUAUGUGAAAAACCUUUUUAGUUUGUUUGAGCAUCUACGCUACAUGUAGAAAACGUAUAUAUAGCAGCUCUUAAAAGCUUUGCACGGUUCAGAAUUUCCUACAUUUCUGCCUAAAGAUCACCCACAACAUCAGCGUCCUGGGUUCUCCAUGUUUAUGAGGAAAUGUAGAACAAUCUGAAUGGUGUGAAUGAUUUUAAGCACCACUCUACGCUCCGAACAGCCAACACAAGCCAGCGAAGACCACCUCCUCUUACUGUAAGUCAGCUCAACUGAUUUGCUCCAGGAGUGUGAUUGUUGCGUUCACACCGACCUGGUGGGGGAAAAAAUGCUCCCAGGUCAGAACAUGGUGUGAAAGCACUCUGGAGCACUAGCAAAAACACCGUGUUCUGGGAAAACGUCUGCAGGUACGACAAAGUACAGCGUGUAUGCAGAUAUUUUUCCAUCCAUGGCCUCUUGAAACUCACAAAGAAAACAGCUUUACACAAAAGGAGGUCAUCAGAGGGUGAGGACUGGAAUCAUUUUAACAGAAAUUGCUGGCAUUUAAGCGAAGCCUGACACUUUCUGAAUUGGGGAAUGUCUUGUACUAAAAUGCCUAAUGCACCGUAUGAUUCAUAUCCCAGUGGGAAGUAACGCAGAUGAUGACCCACUGUGAAAUGGAGGGAAAAAAAAAAAAUUCAAUUUUUAUCGCUCUGGCUUUCAAGCACAGCCCACAAAGGUAAUUUCAAAAACACGCCUCUCCAUUUCAGCUUUUGUGCAGCAGCAUGGCCGGGACCGCAUACAGAACACCAAGGGGCCGUCAUUCAGAUUUUUUUCAAAGCGACAAAGGCAUUUUUUGCUUUUAAGGUCAGCUGACAGCUCGCUUUAGCUCAUUAACUGUUAGAAAUGUACAAUUACACAGCUCCUAUGUAGAAGUAGAUAUACUGAAGUUUUUAGACUGGGUUUAGCUGGAUUUAGAGAACUGUGUUAAUUCAUAAUAAUGAUCAUUUUUUUGUCCCCUUAUGUCAAAAUCUGAUAUUUUGCAAAAUGUGUUAUAUUUUUAAUGCGGUAUUCAGAUAAGAGGUGGAAUUAACUUCAUAUUAUCUGAAAUUAUUACAAUAUUAGGAAGGUGGUCAUAAUGUUAUGCCUGAGCGGUGUUUUUUCUUUUUUAAGAAAAUUUUCACACUCAAACGUAUGGAUUAGGAAUUUUAGGGUCAUUUCAUUUCAUGAUCCUCUCCUUCCCCAAUGCGGUUUGUUGAUACGUGAUGUAAAGAAACAGUUAGGUGGUUGAAAUAGUGGGUGUUUCGUAGA